Selaginella moellendorffii is the source of this 2193-nucleotide messenger RNA. RefSeq names its product pentatricopeptide repeat-containing protein At2g35030, mitochondrial-like. Lineage: Eukaryota; Viridiplantae; Streptophyta; Lycopodiopsida; Selaginellales; Selaginellaceae. Gene Ontology annotation, molecular function: RNA binding; protein binding. Bases 1 to 2193 code for a protein of 730 amino acids. The record is from RefSeq and is a predicted model, not a curated record. Gene Ontology annotation, biological process: RNA modification. The transcript has a single exon.
AUGCCAGAAAGAAAUCUUAUUUCGUGGACGGCUAUUGCUGCUGGCUAUGCCCAAAAUGGCUAUCUUCAAGAAUCUUACAGCGUGUUCCUGAGAAUGCCCCAUAGAAAUCUUGUCUCGUGGAACGCAAUGCUCCAAGCAAAUGCCGGUGUAGGUCAAUGCGAGGAGAUCUUCUCCACGAUGCCGGAGCGCGACGUUUUCUCGUGGACGGCGAUGAUCACAGUCUAUGGCGAGUUUGAUGAUCCUCACAAAGCAAGGAGGUGCUUUGAUUUGAUGCCGCAUAAGAACGUUGUCUCGUGGAGUGCGAUGUUCCAGGCGUAUGCCCAGCACGGGCAUGCAGAACCCGCUAAGCAAUUGUUUGAAAGGAUGCCUUCUCACAGCUCGAUGACACUAAACUCCGCUCUUCAGCUCCAAAAUCUUUGCGGAAAUGUUCAAGAAGCCAGAAAGUUUUUUGAUUCCAUGCCACUCCAGGAUUCCGUAUCGUGGACUAUAAUGGUUUCGGCGUAUGCCCAAGGCGGGCAUAUCGAACAGGCCAAGAACCUGUUUGAGUCUCUUCCUUGGAAGAGCCUAGCUUGCGAAAAUGCGAUGCUUCAGGCGUACUCCCUCAAUGGCGACCUUGAAAAUGCGAAGCUUGUGUUUGAUCGCAUGACUAAGAGGGACGUUGUCUCGUGGACGACUAUGAUCGGAGCGUAUGCCCAAAACGGGUAUGCCUUUGAUGCGAAAUCACUGUUUGAUCGCUUUGAGCGGAAGAACAUCAUCUCCUGGACAGCCAUGGUCCACGCUUACUCGCAGAACAAGAGCUUUGAUCUCGCGAGAGAGAUGUUUGAGAGAAUGCCGCAGCACGACGUUGUUGUGUGGACAAUCAUGGUGGCGGCCAUCUCCGACAGCGAGAUGAUAGAAAAUGCUCAAGAAUUCUUUCUCGGAGCUCCCCAGAGGAACGUUUUCUUGUGGAACGCGAUGAUCCAAGCGUAUGCCCAGAACGGCCGCCUCCACGAAGCGGAGAAUCUCUUCCAGAAACUCCCCAAGCGCGAAGUCUCCUCGGUCAUCACCAUCAUCACAGCGUAUGCUCAAAACGGGAGAAUCGAUGCUGCGAUCCGAGCUUUCAAGUGUCUCGAAUACCACAGCGCUGUGUGCUGUACGGUGAUGAUCUUAGCCUACGCGCAGAGCGAUCGGUUCCUCGACGCCAAGCGACUCUUCGAAUCGAUGCCCGACUCGGAGAAGACCACCGUGUGUUGCAACGCGAUGCUCCAGGCCUGCGCCAUUGCUGGAGCGGCGAGAGAAGCAGGCGAGCUCUUCGAAUCCAUGUCUCACAGAACUUCCAUCACCUGGACGACGAUGAUCUCGGCCUACGCUCAAGCCGGGGACACGACUAAAGCCACCGAGAUCUUCCAGCGAAUGGACCACCGCACGAACGUCGCGGCCUGGAACGCGCUCAUCGCCGGGUUCGUCCACAACUUAGACUGGCGAGCAGCGAUCAACGUCUUCCUGAAGAUGGACCUCGAGGCCGUCAAGCCAAACUCCAAGACGCUGCUCAGCGUCCUCGAGGCCGGGUCCAUGGUGGCCAGCCUCAAAACUUGCGAGAUCAUCCACUCCUGCGUCGCGGAAUCGGGGAUGGAGCUCCAGACGAUCGUUGCCAACAGCGUGAUGAACAUGUACGCCAAGUGUGGAUCGCCGGGCCGAGCGUGGAAGCUCUUCCAGAGCAUGCCUCACCGGACGGAAGUGUCGUGGAGCAUCGCGAUCGCGGCUUUCGCUCAAAAUGGUGGCUGGAGGAGAGCUCUGGAGAUCGUCCAAGCCAUGGAGCUCGAGGGGGUCAAGCCCAGCAGCGUCACCUUCGUGAGCAUCCUCUCGGCUUGCAGCCAUGCCGGAUUGCUUGGACGAGCACAGGAAUACUUUGCUUCCAUGCGAGCCGACUAUAACGUCUGUCCCAGGGAGGAUCACUAUGUCUGCAUGGUGGAUCUCAUGGGACGAACUGGCCAGCUCCAGGAGGCCGAGGAUCUGAUCGGAGUUAUGCCGGUGGAUAUCAAAGCAUUGUCGAGUGAUCCCGCAACUUGGACGACUUAUCUGGCCGCUUGCAAGAGCCAUGGCGAUGGACCUCGAGCAUCGCGAGCUGGCGAUAGAAUUCGUCGCUUGGAUCCGGAGAAUGCACUGCCGUAUGUUCUGAUAUCGAAUCUACACGCGGAAGCAAGCUGCGGUUGA